CAGUCUUGAUUUAUAUUUCGUUAAUAACGCAACUAUUUUACCACCACAAAACAUUUUUCUUUGAAUCACUAUCAACAAAUCCUCUUAUCAUGAACAAAAUAUCAGUUUUUGUAAUAUUUUCUGUGGCGCUUUCAAUACUGUCAAUGUGUCAAGCAAAUCCUAAAAUCGUUUAUAUUAAAUUCACGGAGUUACACGAUCUUAUCGACACUAUGAAUAAGUCUAUGGAAUUCUAUAAAGGUAGUCUCGAAAACCGAUUUGGUCAGGCGCAAAAUUUAAGCUCUCUGGCACGUGAAAAGUACCGGGAAGGUCAUAAUUCUAUGUCCGAGUGGUGCAAUCAGCUCAACAUCACCGCCGACAUUGUUAUUCCCUUAAUGAGUUCCAAUCAGUCUUCUGAUGCUCAAAACAAUAUAUUUCAAAACAUCACCGCGACAGUACUUAUUCCGGGUUUUGAGAAAGUAGGCGGAUCUUUGAAUGGUUGGGAGGAAAUCUCUAACAAAAUGGAUGAAAUUGCAAGCCUGUUCCGAAGGUUUUUGGUCCAAUUGUACCAGGAUUUCAGGCCAGAUGGAUUCUACGGAAAGGAGAAAAUCAGACUGCAGGAAAGGCUUACCGAAGUUAAAGCGUUGAAUGAGUUGUUUCAAAAUAAAAAAAAUCAAUUUAGACGUUUUGAGGUAAUUAAUUACGAAAUUAGAAGGGAAUUGGAAGAAGAAAAAUGGAAUCUAUAUUCACUUCAAUCUUUUAUCAUAUCCAAUCCAAUAAAUGUCUUAGUGAUGAAAGGACCUUCCCAUUUAAUUGAAGAAUUAAAUCGAAUGAGGGAUGACUGUUUGUCAUUCCUUACGUCAAACUAAUAU
Messenger RNA from Drosophila bipectinata, 848 nucleotides. The record is from RefSeq and is a predicted model, not a curated record. Lineage: Eukaryota; Metazoa; Arthropoda; Insecta; Diptera; Drosophilidae.